UCGUCAGUCUGUCGUUGACAGCCGUGCCGAAACGUGCGCGGUUCUAUACGUCGCCGUCGAACAAUUUCCGAGUAAACGAGUGACGUUUGGGGCGCUUAAGUCAAGACGCGCGCGCUCGAGUAAUUAAGCUUAGCUGCUGUCAGUUAGUGUAGCAGUGUACUAACCUACUAGGAUAGAUGUGUGUUCGCACUAAUGAUCGCGACCAGUAAAACCGUAGCAAGCGGGGGUAAUUUGCGCGGAAUCCACGUGUCGCGCUAGCGAUGUAUUGCAUGUCGCCUUAAGUGUAUUUUUUUUUUACCGUGUGACGUUUUAUUACCACACUAGCGGUAGAGUUUAUUGCUGUAAGUUUGUAAGAGUGAUGAUCUUCCCCGUAAUUAGCGGAUAAGGUUACGAAUGAGCAGAGGUGUUGAAAGUGUCAGAGCCGUUCAAAGUGCAAAACUAGAGGUGUAAAAAUAAAGCCGAAUGGUGGCAAAAGUGAGCGGUUUUAGUGGCAAAUCGAAUCUAUUUUCAAGAAUCAAUCGCAGCGCACAGCUUAGUGAUAGUGCGGUGCUGUCAGUGAGGCGCCGUUAAACGGAGUGUGAUGAAAGCUGCGCUUGCUUGCUUUGAUGUCGAACCGCGGCGUGAUUUCCGAAGGAGUUGUGUUGACAUUGGCAGUGCGUAACCGCAGCGAUUUGUCGCAACCUUUGUGCCGUUAAUUGGAUUGAGCGACUUUAACGGGCAGCUCAAAGCAAAAACAUUCCCCCGAAAAAGAGACUUCUUCCAGCAUCAAUGACAGUUCAGUAAAAAAAUCAUCGUGACAGUGCUGCCAGCGAAAUUUUCUUAACAUGAGUGAUUAGUGCAAAUUAAGAGGGUCCAAAAUGACCUCAAGCAAAAUAGUGCACCAACCAUCAUCACUGCUAGUGCACCAGGGUGAUGACGAGCUGUGUGCACGUUUCGUUGAAUAUUUACUCUGUAAGUAAAGUGGGUGAUUAGUGACAUGUGAAAAACGUAACUGCAAGCCAUCGAAGAAGACUUGGCGUGACCCUUUUUCUUCGGACCAUCAUCCCCCCUCCCGUAAGAUGCCUUGGGGCUGUCUCUGUUCCAAGGAAAAGAAACGCCCGCAAAUUAGCAGCCCCAUACUAAAGUCCGACGAAUCCGCCAAGCAGCAGCUCCUUCCGGCGUCCGGCCGCCGUCCCCAGCAGAUUGCAUCCUCAACCGCUGCCGCCAACGCCUCAAAGCUCGAACAGCGUCUACUUGCCGGUGACGAUCCGAGUCUCAACAACCAAUCUUCCAACACCGCUGACGAGAGCAGCGAGGAGUUCGCCCCCAAUGGCAGCGGUGGCCUCAAGCGGGACCGACUCCAGCAACAGCUGAUCCAAAAGUCCAAGCUAAAGUCGUCGAAUUUAAAGAGUACAACUUACACCAGAAACACCGAGAAUGACAAGCUAACGAGACACUUGAACAAUGUGACGUUCGCCUUCGACGAACCUCAGCGCCCGCAGGGCGGUCACAAGGUUGAGGUUAGGUCCGGGGAGCUGAUCCGGCUGGACGAUGAGGGGGACGGCAACGGGAACUACGAUGUGUUGCAGCCACCGCAGGUGGCGGUGCCUUCCAACCCACCAGAACUCGCCCAGGACGUGGUCCUGCAGAUCGUCGAAAAGACCGACGAAAACAGCAACGUCCACCUGAGGGUGCCCCAGCAGCAGCAACCAGACAUCGUCAAGAGCAGCACCGAAAGCAUCCCGUACAUCGACGCCGAGCAGUCGCAGAUCCUGAAGAAUCUCAACCGCGACCCGAACAAGGUGCGCAACUUUCACGAUGCUCGAAUCAUAACGCUAACGCCAAAGAAUGUCGGAUCGCAAGCGACCCGGGCGCUGGCCGGACCGUCCAGUCCGGAGCUGCGCCAGCUGGUACAGGCCAAGAAAGAGCCGGAACCGGAAGUGGCGGCGUCGUCCACCCGGCUCGCCCAGUUUAGUCACAGCUUUCAUAUCCUGACGGGGGCUGCCGGAUGUGACCGGGUCUGCCAACAGUGUCAUCUGGUGCUGAGUUUGGACGUGGCGCUGCGAUGUGCCAUCUGCGAGUUCACCUGUCACCAGCGGUGCGUCCUGCUGCAACAGAAAAACCAUGAAGAUGAACAACAGCAGGUCAUCAACAAGUACAACUCGCUCCCGCUCCAUGCGCUCCAGAACCAGCAGCAGCAGCACCAGUACCAAUCGCCACACCUCCAACAGUCCCGGCCGGCCUCCAGCCUGAGCCAUGUAAAUAAUAAUAACGGCAAUCAUUACCAUAAUUACUCAUCGGCGCACCAGCACCAUCACAACAACAACAACAACAACGGCCUCCAUCAAUCACCUUCAUGGAGCAACGGCAACGCAACAGGUCCGGACGGUCCACUCCGGUUGAGUUAUGUGACCGAACGGAUACUGGCAUCGAUACUGCCGGCCCGGCGGCACAGGUACCGCAACGGGUCAACCACUCCACAGCCGACGACGACUACGACUCCCGGCGGUAGUCCCGGCUUCGUGGACGAGCACGAACGCGAACUGAUCGAAAUGCUGGAACAGAAGCACGAGAGGAACUACCGGAUAUUCGACCUGGAGUCGUGCAUCGCCAGCAUCAGCCUGGAGAAGCUGUGCGAACUGUGCAAGCACAUCGACUCGUGGCUCGGCAGCGGCAAGGAGAAGAUCGUGGUGCUCCAGGACAGAUCUGACAAACAGCGCCUCGGUGCCGCCAUCGCCGCCUACCUCGAGUACCAGAAGAUCUGCGGCUCGAACUUUCCCCAGUCAAACCGUACCAAAGCGCUUCCAUCGCCCGGUGGUGGUCCCGACGGUCGCCGGACCCCAACCUGGCUCGACCUGGACCUCUACUCGACGCAACGCUUCCUCGAGUCCGUAACGGGUCCGCUCCGAGUCCCGUCCCACAAGCGGUACAUCCGGUACUUUUCCGGCCUGCUCGCCGGCACCAUCAAGAUGAACGCUUCGUCGGUGUUUCUGCGCGCCAUCAUCGUCGAGUCGCCACCCUGUCUGCACUACCGGGCCGUCACCGUUAACAGCGAGUGGCGCAGCUUCAUCAAGGUGUACGAGGGCGUCCGGUGUCUGUUCACGUCGGAUAUCUACGUGAUACCGAUCACCACCCGGCAGUUUAUCUACGAGAUCAAGCAUCCGCUGCGGUUGCGCGGCGACGUCCUGGUGCGCUGCUACCAGAUCAUACCAAAUAACAACAAGCUGCACGACGAGAAGGAGCUCGUCUCGGCCGUGCAGUUCCACACCUGUGCCAUAACCGAGAAGGAAGUACAAUUCGCCAAGCUGGAGCUGGACCUGGCGUGCGACGACGAGCGCUUUCCGGCGGACCACAAGCUAACGCUGUGCAUCGACACGGUGCCGAACGAGAAGAGUGCAAUACUGGUCUUCCAGAACCCGCUGGUGCGGAUCGAGCCGAUCAUCGAGAACGGCGACCACCUGGAGACGAUCAACGGGGGAGGUUGGUCCUCCUCCUCCUCUUCCGGAAAAGACGAAUCGAACCACACGCAGGGCCCGCUGGAUGGUUCCCUGUACGCGACGAUCCUCAAGAGUCCAAAGUCUCCCACGGCGACCGGGAGUCAGCAAACGCUCAUCUCGCCGCCGGCCGAGUUCAGCAACGGAAAGCCACUGAACGGAAGUGGAAAUGGUGGCCCACCGCCGGUGACGCCACCCCCGCGGAGUUCGACGCCCGGUGCCUACCUGUACGAGAGUGCCAAACGCUACCACCAAAGCGCCAACGGAACCGCAACGUUGCAGCGGCCUAACGCCGCCAGUAGUCAUAGCAACGACAGUAACAACAACAACAACAACAUUAGUGGUAACUACCGGGAUGUGAUAGAGAACGGAAGUGCAAGUGCGAGUGCGAGUGGAUACGAUCAGAACCAGAAUCCGUUGUCCGGUGGUAGUGGGGUGGGAGUGAGGGAUUCCGGAAGGGGUAGUGCAGGAGUGCAUCACCACUCGUCGUCGACGACGACGACGCAGAUCCGCAGUCAGGCGGAUGGGCGCGAAUCGUCGGUGAGGAGUCCGCUGACACUGUCUAUGGACUCGGGCAUCUCCAGCAGUGGAGCAGUUAAUCGUCGCCUCCAGGGCUCGAGCGUUUCACCAUCCAGUUUCCCCAGCCAAGCUAGUCCCCAAGAUGAUCGCCACCGCGAGCUGGACGACCUGCUGUCCGACAUGCUGAUGACGGUCCAAGGAAUUCCGGACGCCGUCAAUCGCAACAACAGCAAGAACCAUCAUCAACAGUCCGCGCAGCAUCACCAGGCGGAUCACUUUGUAAACACCUCCACCGACACGAUCAAGCGAUCGCACUCGGCCCAGCUGCCGGCACUCAGAGAGGAACCACUCGCCAAAGAGCGUGAGUUGCUGCUGUACGAGACGAGCAGUACGACGACGACGCUGACGCCGCCGAGCGAGAGUGGCCGCGAUACGCCGCUGUUGAGUUCAACGAGCAACUACUCGACGAUUCGCGAUAAGCGGGAACUCACGGGAGGCGCUCCGUUGACGCCGACUGAGCGUGAGCUCAUCAUGAACCUGCAGCACCAGCAACAGCAGCUGAACCAUCAGUCUUUCGGAUACCCUCGGCAGGCGCGAUCCACUACGGGAGCUUCGGAACGGUUCACCUCGGACGACGACGACGACACGUUUGCACGCCCGUACCACGCCCGGGAGGACUCACGACCCUUCACCUACGGCAGCAUACCGACGACGGGGACGCCCCAGAAUCCGCCCGCCUCGACCAUGAUCAAGAUGCAGUCGGGCCUGUCGAGUCCGUCGAUGGUGCGCAAGGCGCUCGGGACGCCGAACUCGACGCGCAAAUCGGCGACCUCCGCGGGCGUCACCUUCGGCAACGGAAUGGGCGGCGGUGGCCGCAACUCGGACUUUGAGGAAAUGCUUCGCGAACGGCGCGAUAAAGUGCUCAGUGAAAAGUACACCAUCGGCGACCAGCAGUCGUCUCCCGGGGGUGGCCUCAACGGAACGGAUACGGUCGAUAACGCCGGCACGCGGUACUAUCAGAAAACGGUUAAAACGGUGACCACGGAGCACGGCACCGCGAACGGAUAUCCGCACGAGCCACUGAAACGGUCCAACACCAUGGACGGCAGUUUCGGGCGGCAGUUCUCCAACGAUGGAAUCUCCGGCCAGACAUGGCUUCAGCUUCAGCAGCAAAAACUACGUGCCAGAAAGGAACAGCAGAAACGGGAACAUUCAAAUAGCUUUAGUUACAGUUACGGCAGCCCUGCAUUCCCCACCGGUGAGACGCCGCUGUACCACAGUGGAACCACGCAGCACCGGCGCAGCCAAACCCUGUCCCCGGUGCGGAUCAGCAACAACGAGCGGAACUACCACACGCUGACCACGACUACGCGGACCCACUCGACGGAGCGGCCAUUCGUGGCCGUGAAGCGGGCCCACGAGAACGCCAAGAUGCAGACGAUUGGUUCUGCACCGCUGUCAGUUUUGAACGCUUCACCGCACGGUCAUGUUGCACAAGCGCAACAACAGCAACAUCCGACACCAUCAUCAGCCCCAUCGCCAUCGCCCUCGUUGGCAUCGACGACCGUGGUGGACCAGAACAGCCACCACCACCACCAUCAGCAAAUUCAGCAACAACAACACGUUCAGUACACAGUAAACAGUAGUAGUAGCAAUGGCCACCACCAACAGCAACAGUCGCAACAACAACAACAAAUACAAAAUGGCAGCUUCAACGGGACACACGUUCAAAACGGGCUGCUGUCCCUGGCCGACCAGGACCAUUCGACGCCGAAGCACGGACAUGCGAGAUUGGAGUCCGAACAGUUACUCUUCAGUAACAUAAACAGUCUGAAUAAUCUCGAUACUAGCGAAAAACUAAACAAUCUGCUAAAAGACAUAACGAACAGUGCGGCGGCGGUCCAGCGGGCCGCCACGGUUGCCAGUAGUUUGCAACCGGCUGUUGUCACUACCAACACCACCACCAACACUGCUGCUGCUGCUCCCGCUGCUAAUAACCCGGCCGCUACUAUCGCUACUAGUGCUAACCACAACCUCAAUCAUCACCUCCAACAAAACCAUCAAAACCAUAGGCCCGUCCCAAACCAUCUAAAUCAUUUGAACAACAAUCAUCACCACCACCACCACAACCACCAAAACCAAAAUGGCCACCGGAAGGCACCCUACCCGGAACCAAUGGACGUGUCCCCAACCGAUGGCAACCCUCCACCACCGGUGGACCCUCCGAAUAGGGAAGGCCAGUUGGCGCUGGACAAACUGCUGGCAUCACUGGCACUGGAAAACGACGUUACCGAGCAACAUCUGGCCAAAAUUGACCAGCAACCGCCUCCGGCACCGGUAGUCCGGAACGGUAAAAACCCGUACCUCCCGUACCACGAGUCGGAACUGUCCGCCGUGAUUGCCAACCUCACCGAGUACAACCUGAGCGAAGCGCGGGACUCCCUCGGGGACGCCUUCCGCACCCACACCGACAUCAUCAACGGCAACGGGUACCACCACCACUUUACGAACGGACGGUCUGGCAGCACUGCCGGCAACGGGGACGUCCUCGGAAAUCACCACGUGCGUCGGAUAGCGUCUGAAAGUGACAGCACCAUCUCGUCCAUCUCGCCGAGCCUGUCCGAGCGAAGUAAUGCCAUCUCGUGGUGCGAUCAGGCUAGAGAGGAGUCGUUCUCGUCAUACCGCUCGGAAACGGAACCGGACAACUCGCCUACGGGCGGUUCGCCUCGGCCCGAGACGCCGGCCUUCCCCGUCACCCCACGGACCCCGUACGGUCUCAGCAAUGGCACCUCUAGUCCAGCACUUCCACCCAAGAGUCCGACAUCACAACGAAAAUAUAACUCGACAUGGUCACUGCGAAGCCAGAAGUCGACCGUUUCAACGUACGACUUGAGCAAGGACCUCUUCACCGGCCAGCGCUCCCAGGAACAGCUCAUCCAGAACCAGAACGAAACGAUGUCGUGCUACACGUCCCGGCGCAACUCGACGACCUCGAACGCCAACAGCGAACCCCAGGAGGUGGCGCCCCAGUUUGUGAAAUUCGCCCGCGAUUCGUCCAAGUACUGGUACAAGCCGGCCAUCAGCCGCGAGGAAGCGAUCGGACUGCUGCGGAACGCCGCGCCGGGCACGUUUGUGGUGCGCGAUUCGACCACGUUCGCGAACGCUUACGGGCUGGUCGUCAAGGUGGCCCAUCCACCGCCGGGAGUGCAACCGAAGGCGGGAGGAUCCAACGGGGACGAACUGGUGCGGCACUUCCUGGUGGAGCCGACGAUCCGAGGGGUGCGGCUGAAGGGAUGCUCGAACGAGCCCGUCUUUACGUCCCUGUCGGCGUUGGUCUACCAGCACUCGAUCACGCCUUUGGCGCUGCCCUGCCGCUUGAUCAUACCCGAUACGGACCUCCAGCAAACCGACUUCCAGUCCCCGGCCCAGCAGCAGCUUCUGACCCAGGGUGCCGCCUGUAACGUGCUGUACUUGUUCACCUGUGAUACGGAAUCACUCACGGGACCCCAAGCGAUCCGGAAGGCCGUCGGGCUGCUGCUGUCGCUGCGGCCGCUGCCAAAGCCCACGCAAGUGCACUACAAGGUUUCAAUCCAGGGCAUCACCCUCACGGACAACACCCGGCAGCUGUUUUUCAGGCGCCACUACCCCUCAAACAACGUGUCGUUCUGCGGCCUUGACCCGGAUGAGCACCGGUGGAGCAUACCGUCCACCACGGGAGACAUCCCCGCAUCCAAACGCAUCUUCGCCUUCGUCGCCAAGCGGUCGCCCACCUCGGCGGACAACCAGUGCCACGUGUUUUGCGAGCUCGAGGCGACCCAGCCGGCCACCGCCAUCGUGUCCUUUGCCAACAAGGUGGUCCUCGGGGGAGGUGGUUCGGCCUCCAAUCAGCCCCAGCAGCCCGUUGCGAGGGCAAUUUAAGGGGGGGCUUCAUGCUUUACGGAAAAAGAAGGAAGGGAAAAUUCGAGUCAUUUUUGCUGUUAGAAAUUUGUUUGUUUUUUUGUUCAAAUACGUCGACACAAAAAAAAAACACAAAAUUUGCGGGCAAGUCGCAAGUAAAAUUUAUCUUUAUUGGUACUACUUAACGAAGCAACGCAAUCGCACUAAACACAAACAAUCUGAGCGGAAGUUAACUGCAUGAAUUAAGGAAAAAGGAGAUUUGGACACACGCCGCCACACGUGGAAAGCAGCUUUUUAGAAUAGUCAAGUUGGAUAUUUUUAACAGAAACGCAGCGCAGCAGCAUGAGAAUAAAAGUGUAAACACUUUAAUUAAUUUGAUUGCAAAACUGUAUUACUUAUGUUAAAUAACAGAAAGAAUUAAAAGGAAACGCAACCACAACUACCAUAUUGUGUAAUAUUAAUAUAUCCACGCAAAUUGUCAGUGUAAUUAUUUAGCGCAACGCAUGUAUAAAUGUAGUUUUCUACGCAGAAGGAAAUAUUAUUUAACAUUCAAAAAAAUAUUUAUAAAAAAAUAAAUUAAACCAUUCUGUAAAAGAAAAUCCAUCUCUGCACCUUUUCAUUUGUUUCUUUUGUAACUAAUCCCUAAAUUUCCCCUCGCAAACGCCCCGAAAACACCCCUACAAAACAGACUCACCUCCCAACACUGAACUAAACGACACAUCACUUUCACACGUUACUCGCCACGUUUUAACACGCACACACUGUUUUUUUUCUUGCAAAAUCGGCUUCUUCGUUGUAGAAUUCUUCUUUCGUUUCGCUUCAUUUUCAGCUCAAUGUUUUAACCCCCAAAAAAAGCAACCCUUUUCAGCGAACGAGACAAAAUGGCACUUUAUUUCUUGUUUGAACGGCAGCUUCCCACCCUUCAAUUUUGUAGCGGCACAGCUUUUAAGAAACGCUAUCUCUCUCGCUAACAAACAAUUCGAAUUGCCCAAAGUACCGUUUCUUCCUAAGCUUUUUUCUGCGCCGAAAAUCGCUCUGAGAGAACGCGCCAAAAUUUGCGUUUGCAACUUUCUAAAACAUUCGAAAACAACUCAAACAAACCCAAACGGAUAUUUUUUCGCUUUGCAGAAACUGUUGUCAAAGAAAAAGUGUUACGAAAAAAGAAACAUGAAUAAAACGAACGAAUAAGCGUCUCCUUCGAGAAAUUGAGAAGGAGGCGUUUAUAACUACUAAUCAACAACAACAACAACAAAAAAGUGUGUGCGCAGGCACCUAAAACAAAACUAAAAAGUAUUAAAACCAGAUGUAGCGUUAGAGAGUUAGACUAACUGAAGCAUGAAGAAAUAAAGAGUUUUUUUUCAGUUAAUCGAAAUGUUCACAAAAAAACGGAGGAUGAAAACGUGCCUAAUAAUACACACCACAACAAAUGAGCAGCAAUUUUUUGACUACCAAUUAAAGGAAAUUUUGUAAUGCAAAACGUUAUUCAAUAGUCACCAUGAAACCAUUACACAGAUUCGUGUUAAUCAUUCAAGUUGUUAAAAAUACAGAAAAAAUGAGCUAGUCUUACACCAUGUUUGAAAGGCACAGUCAGAGAAAAUUGUUAUGGAAACCUCCCACUUUUGUUUUAAUUGCACUUUUUUGUUGUUUUAUUCCUAUUUUAUCCCUUCUACGGUUAAAAAUUUAUUGUUGUCUUUAGUUAUUUUUGGUUUGGUAAAACGAGUCACCCGAAUUUGUUCAACAACCAAAUUUCAUCAACCUUUUUUUUAAAUUAGCACAAAAAAAAUAUCCUCAUUUAUCAACUUAUUUCUAUUGUUACACGUUGUGUAAAUAUAAACAGGAAAACUUAACACACACACAAAUAACUGGCAAAAUGUUCAAAUAAAAGUGGAAGUAAUCAUA
Culex quinquefasciatus (southern house mosquito) is the source of this 9788-nucleotide messenger RNA. It is a transcript of the gene by, whose product is annotated as tensin-1. Gene Ontology annotation, molecular function: protein binding. The record is from RefSeq and is a predicted model, not a curated record. NCBI's taxonomy places the organism in Eukaryota, Metazoa, Arthropoda, Insecta, Diptera, Culicidae. The transcript is spliced from 24 exons. Bases 1059 to 7910 code for a protein of 2283 amino acids.